AUGUUUUCAAGUGGCAACAUUUUGAAAAUAACAGAGGAGAGACUAUUCUGUGAUUUAAUACUUGACUUGAAAAUCAGACGGGCGAUAUACAUACUAACAUACCCACCCAUCCACCCAGGGCCUCAUUAAUUAAAAGACAAAUUAAUGCAGUUAUGUAAGAAUUUUUUUAUAGACGGGGAUUUACCGUAUUAUAAAUUCAGUUUAUUGUGUUUACAUCACACAAUCUCGUGAUUUUAUUGCGAUCUCGUGACCGUUGUUAUGGAAUGAAAACAAAAGGUAAGUUAAUUAGUAAUUAGUAAACGUUCGAGAAUUCUGAGAUCACGAAAGUCACAAAUUAUCAUACAAAUUCACUUCCGCUACGUUCCAAACAUCACGGCAAAGUGACAAAGUGAAAAUUAUGAGAUGGCUGUUGAGGGAAUCUUGGAGACAUUAAAUAAAAUAUGAACGAGAAAGAAAUAUUAUUUAAAAUCUUGGUCGUAGGCGAUGCCGAAGUGGGCAAGACGUCGUUCGUGAGGCGCUACGUUAAUGCCACGUACGACAAAAACUAUAAAGCUACAGUUGGAGGUGAGAGUUUGUUUUACUAUUGAUUUUUAUAUUGAUGUUACUGUUAAUCAUUAAUAUUAUUUGUUGUGUUUUUUUUUACUAGUGGACUUCGCUUUGAAAGUAAUCCCAUGGUCAGAGACACAAACUGUUCGCUUACAGGUACAUACAUGAAAUGUCAGGCAAGGCCAGGGGUGGUUUAAGGAUAACCCAAAUACCCGGUAUAUUUUUGGUCAGAUACCAAUAUACCCAAAUUUGAAGGAGAUCCAGAUACCAAAUACCCAAAAUUAAAGUCUCAACAAGAUACCAAAUACCCGUAAUUAAACUGUCCCGAUACCAUAUACCUCAAAUAAAACGCCCAAGAUACCUGUAAACCCAAAACCCCUGGCCGGGCCUGAAAUGUGUUACACACUAUACACUGGAAUAAAAUGUAAUAUACAAUACAACAUUUUGAAAUAUUCUCUGAUUUUCUUUAUAUAUCAUUGUCAAACUGUGAAGCUAUGGGACAUAGCAGGUUAGUUUAUUUUAGAUUUGAGAUCAACCUAGGUAUAGUAAGAGUUGAAUGGAAUUGAAAGCUAUUACUUCACUCCCAGGCCCUAGGGCAGUGGAAGUGCUGUGAGAUCAGUCUACAAUCUUAAAUUACAAAGUGAUGUUAUUAAUAUACGUUUUAAUUGUAUUUAAUUAGCUUAAUGAUCAGUGGUUUAACGGUAUUAGUUAACCAUUAGUGCUCAUCAAUUUCCCCUUGAUAGGUAAAUUUGUCUGGCAAUAUUUCGCAAAAUAUAAAAGCUGACAUACUGUAGGACUACAUAGUAGGUCAACCGUUAACAUUAGAAUGUUAGGGUAGUAAUCCAAGUGAGUAUAUAUACAUUUUAAGACCUGACCAGGAACGACUGCGAAAACUGCAGCUGCAGUGCUGCAUUUUUCGCAGUCGUUCCUGGUCAGGUCUUAAAAUGUAUAUAUACUCACUUGGAUUACUACCCUAACAUUCUAAUAUUAAUUCCACCAAGUGAAGUGCAAGAAUCCAGAUCACUGAAGUCAACCGUUAACACUAUAUCACAGUGAGCUAAUUAAGAGUCUGACCAACUAUUUUGCAACUUGUGACACCUUGUCAAAAAUUAACAAGAAUUAUUAGAGAACUUACUGUAUCUCACAUGGCAAUCACGUCCAUUGGAUAGAGCAAUCCAUUAUACAUGACCAUAACUUUGUAUAAUUCAGGUCAAGAGAGAUUUACGGCCAUGACAAGAGUAUAUUACAGACGAGCGUCAGCAUGUGUGAUAAUGUUCGAUGUUGCUCAACCAAAUUCAUUUCACAAUGCGGCUAAAUGGAAGAAAGAUUUAGAUUCAAAAUGUUUUAAUAGCAGUGGAAAAAACAUCCCAUGCAUUUUAGUAGCAAAUAAAGUAAGUAUACUUUUCUAUAGUGUGGUUAUAUAAGUUCUUUGUAUGUUUGCAUGGCGAUAAAACAUAUAAUAGUUUUGUUUGUGAAAACACCACGUAAAUUUAUUACUGCAAAGCUUUCAAUCUGUAAGCCCAGAUCUUCAUCAGUGCUAAUAAUAUGAUAUGUGCUCAUAUUAUUAGCACUGAUGAAGAUCCAGGCUUACGGAUCAAAAGCUUUGCAGUAAUAAAUUUAUGUGGUGUUUCCACAAAACAAACUAUUAUGUGGUUAUACUUACACAACACAAAGUUAAGACAUUUUUUGAAUUUGUACAGUACAUAUGGGGGAAAUGCACAAUAGAUUACAUGUACUUCCUUUCAAAAAAUAACUUUCUGAAUUAUUUCCAACUAUUUUUAAUAUUUUUUAAAAUUUCUUUAUAGCAUAAUUCCCACAAUGGGCUGAUGCAUGGUAUUUUCUCAAUAAUUCUUUAUUGUUUUUAACAGAUUGAUUUACCCAUGAAAAUUGACAAGGAUGAAAUCAAUAAUCUAUGUAAAGAGCAUCAAUUUCUAGGAUGGACAGAAAUGUCGGUAAAAGACGACAAACAUGUAGCAGAAACAAUGGAGUAAGUUUCUGAAGCCCUGACUUGAGGAGAAAUUUUCCUUGCAAGAAUUUUUUUAAGUUCGAACGAAGCUUUGUCUAACUUUUUUCCAGAUCAUGUAGAAGCUUGCAGAAAUGUUUUGGAAUACUUUUCUGUAUAUUUCAUGCUUUCAUUCUUUCCCUAAAUUCUUACAUGAAUUUAGAUAAAGCUACUAUUCCCCUCUCCCCCCCCCCCCACACUUCCCAAGACAUCUAAUAGUCCACACUCAGAUGGAUAUUGAAUUAUUCUUUUGUUUUCCAAGGUUCUUAGUUGCAGAACUUAUGUCACCAUCUGCAACAGAAGUUACUGGCUAUGUUGGACCACCUGAACUUUUAUUAACAGAGGAUAGUAAAAGAUCAUGCUGUGGCAGUUAAUAAAUAUUUAUAUACCCUAGUCUAACACAUAGUUCAAUAUUAAAUUAAAAAUGCAUUGUGAAUACAUUAGGCCUGGUAACAUUGGGUUAUUCCAGAAAAGAUCUGUGCUAUUCCCCAUAGAGGAAAUUUCUGCCAUCCAGAAGGAAGGGAGAAAAAUUUGUUUCAGAUAUUGGCAAGUGCAUAAGGAAGUCCGAAUGAGGUAGGGCUGUUCACUUGUAAUUUCGUUUGUGGUGGAGGUAUGGAUGUUUUUUGGAGUAACCCAUUGAUAUUUUAUGUGUUGCAAAACAGUGCUUUUAAAGUGGUGUGGUCGUGUGGACUACCUCACAGGUGGUCUAAAACACCCAACAUUCACCCGGACCCGUAACCCGCAGUGAAUGCCCAUGAGUUCGUCAGAUUGUUUUACUGUGAACUUCAGUUGACCCUUCCAAGUAUUGCUAUAAAUGCAUAUUUUUUGCUUUUAUCUGCUGUUAAUAUAACAAUUUAAAAUUUGCAUGCAGAAUAAUUUCUAGAACAUGUAAUAAAUUAUUAAUUUUAUCAAAUUAUUCCUGAAAAUGUAAAUUAAAAUUGUCUUGAUAAAUUAUAUUUCUAUCAUUUGCCUGCAUAUACGAUACAAAUCGAGAGGUUUUUGUUGACAAUUUAUUGAGUAUUUGUUUCCUAACAAGGCAAACUUUGUAAAAUUCACAUCGAAACUUAACCGUCUGUGACUCUGUAUAGCGAUUUAUCGGGCAGCUUUUGGCGGAAAAAUAAAC
Paramuricea clavata is the source of this 3671-nucleotide messenger RNA. The record is from the annotation of a GenBank genome assembly. Lineage: Eukaryota; Metazoa; Cnidaria; Anthozoa; Malacalcyonacea; Plexauridae.